AUGCUAGUUACGCUUUGAAUUUAAGAAUGUUCUCUAUGAACCAGGCAGGUGGAUCGUGUAGCAGAGGAGCCACCAGAAUUAAUAAACAACAACAGAAUGUUGGUGCUGGUGGAGUGGGGGGCGAGCGCCCCCCUGGCUCCGCCACUGAUCUGGAGGGAAUGUGGAUCCAGAGAGGGAUUGAAUUGUUUGAGGAGGAUCCUGAAUAUCAAGCCAAACUGAAGCAAUUUCAGAAAUGGCACCCACCUACCUUUAGGGGUACACAAGACACCAAAGAUGCCAAUGAGUGGAUACAGGAUCUAGAACAGAUAUUCAAAGUGAUUACUGAACAGGGAGGCAAAGGUAAAGCAUUCAUCAACCACAUCCAACCUCAGAAUAAGAGGGUUGAGCAGAAGGGUAAAAGAAAGGGGGUGUUCAUCAAUAAAGUAGAAGCUCCGGAAUUCAAAGUGUGCCAUCAGAAACUAGAGAAUAAGAAUGGAUUAGUACCUGAUGAAGAAGUCAACGAGGCAACAGACGGGGCAGCAGCUGUCGCAGCUGUGGGGAAGAGGACCGGGAUUAGCAGGGAUAGGAAGAAGAUUGCCGUUGGAGAGUUCAUCGCCGGAGACGGUGGAGAUCGCGACGCCGGAAUUGGGAGAGGGGGAGAUUGGAGAUGCUGGAGUUGGGAGUGGGGGGAGAUCAGAGACGAACAAUACUCUUUUUUUUUUUUAGUGAAAUUCAUUUACUAGGGUUUCCAGUAAAUCUCUUGAUGGCAUAAAUCGGACCUGACGUGACCUGAUCCUUUUCAUGACUUUUCAUGGUCCAGGUUUUCGCUUUCAAGGAAUACGGAGGCAGUUAGUUCAAUCCUGCAUUUGUCAAUCAGUGGAUCUCUGUCAGGAGCAUCGUGCCACCACGCAAACGAAAUCUUUAUUGUGGGGCCCAAAGUACAAUAAAAGUUCCUAUCGGGA
Rubroshorea leprosula is the source of this 941-nucleotide messenger RNA. The record is from the annotation of a GenBank genome assembly. Lineage: Eukaryota; Viridiplantae; Streptophyta; Magnoliopsida; Malvales; Dipterocarpaceae.